Messenger RNA from Megalobrama amblycephala (Wuchang bream), 4738 nucleotides. RefSeq names its product CD164 sialomucin-like 2 (gene cd164l2). Bases 3586 to 4038 code for a protein of 150 amino acids. Gene Ontology annotation, cellular component: cytoplasmic vesicle. The transcript is spliced from 6 exons. NCBI's taxonomy places the organism in Eukaryota, Metazoa, Chordata, Actinopteri, Cypriniformes, Xenocyprididae. The record is from RefSeq and is a predicted model, not a curated record.
UGUUCCUUUAAGCCUCGUCUGUGAAACCGGGAGUAUAUGUUAUAGCUGGUUUGUUGGCCCUGGGUAUACUUUGUUUUUUUAUGCGUGCACUAGUCGAACGCACAGCCUUGGAAAGUAUACUUCAUUUGAUUCGGCAUGCAUUCGACGCAUGCACAGUUUUGAGCAAUCUCUCGCCACUAGUUACAACCCAUGUAAACAUCUUUGUAUUCUUUCAUGCUAGUACUUUUUAGGGUACUUUCUAACCUCUUCACACAAUCUGUCGUCUAUGUAGGCCUACAUUGUCAAUAUAGCUUGCAUGUGUUCCAGUCUGUUCUGUUUUUGCAGUUUUUCUUUGACUAUCUUGUGAAUCGACGCCCCCCAGGGCACGGUUGCCACCUUGUGGAUAAACUAAUUACUGCAAAAACAUUAAAUGCGCAUGUGUGACCUGCGGUUACGAGUGCGCGCGUACUCUUCUGAUGAUGAAACUCGCGUCAUGCGCACUGUACGCUGACCCUUGACUAUACUUAGGGCUUUAGUCUACAAGUUUACACCAGCUAAUUACUAGGUUAGACCUGCUAGAAACUAUAGUUACACUGAAAAAAUAAAUAAAAUUAUAAUAACAAAUUUGUCGAAAUGAACAUAGCCUAAAAAAUGAGAUAAUAUUUGAAAUCACUGAAUCAACUUAAAAACAUUAAUUUACACCAACAAGAGGUAUCAAAGCAACAGCUGCACCAUGUUGCAUGUUCCUAAACACAGUUAACAGUUUCCAGGAUUUCCAGCUGGGAGCCCAUUGAGUGUUUGUUUUAUCAAUCCAUGACAACCUGUACAAAUCUGAUGUUUUAUUGUUUGAAGCUUUUACAAUAGAGGUUGUUACAAAACAAUGGCCUAAUGCAUCUGUCUCCACCAAGCAAAUAUACAGCAGAAGCUCAUUACUUUUGAUUCUCUGAGAUCAUGUCAAUGAGAGAAUCAUUUUCAAAUGACUUUUAUAAAUAAGAGCACAGACACUAUUUAACAUUCUACCGUUGUAUCCCCUUCUACUCCUUUUCGGCGGGAAGUCUGUGCGUGCGUGUGGUGGGGGGUGUACUGCGGAAUUUCUCCCAGUUACCUAAUGUCUGCAGAGCGCAUGCGCGGCUUUAUCUCUCUGCACCUAGUCCUCCCUAGAGGAGGACGCCUACUCUCUCUCUAUUCACACAGCUUGGCACUACCUAUUGAUCUGUCUGUAUGUCGUGAGACAUUACAAAAGAGUUUGAUGGUGGGGGUUAGGGAGAUUCUCAGUGGGUUUUAAUUGAACGGUGGGUAGGCACUGAAUUUAUUGUCAAAACAAAUGCUGACCUGAUUAGCAAAGAUCCCAGAUGUGUAAAAUGAUGUGGCAAUGAUAGUGGUGACUAUUCCUCCUACGUAAGCAUGCACUCCUGCACCUACACAUACACAUUCAUUAUAUCAUCACCUCCUCUGCUCAGUUCAUGAUGUUGUGACUUUUCAUUACAAUUAAAAAAUGAGCAUCCUGGAGGAUGGCGAGGGUGCAGAGGAUUUGAGGGAUAGAGAAAGGGAAACUUGUUACAUAACUAUGCCAAAGUCUCAGUCUCGCUUGCUCUGACACUGUCCUUCCAUUCUGGAUAAAAUAUAUUUAAAAUGUACACCAAAUUUAUUUUUGCAAAAAAGCAUGCCAUUCUUUCGAACCUUCAAAUGCCAAAAUGUACUUCAAUAGGCAAAAAAUAUAGAUAUGCAUUGAUACUAAAUUUCUCAGUCAAUACCGAUUAUUCAGAAUGAUAUCUGCUGAUACACAUAGUUUGAUUUUCUUAAGGAAAAAAAAAUCUCUCCCAACUGUAAAAUAUACAGGGAACCUCUCAUUUGGUACAUUACUAUAAUAUUAGAGCUAUUAUAUUCAGCUAUUUAUUUUCCGAUAAUAAUAAUAAUUACACUAAUAAAAACUGAAAUAUUUGUAGGUCUAUUCAACUCAGCUGCACACAAAGUAGCCUAGUUUUCAUAAACACGUCUUCAUUACAAAUGUAUUCAAAGAUACAUUCAUAAUUAACAGUAAAUAAGCUCCUCUCUAGUGUUUAUAUAGCUGACUAACAAAGUGUGAACUGGCCAACAUUCCUGAGGUAAAUGCAAGGUUGUGAUAGCUGUUUUAUUGACGUCUUUUCGAGGUUAAAACACUGAUUGAGCGAUUACAUGACGUGAUACAUGUCGGUAUCUUUCAACAUACCUUUUGAUGUUCAUGCAUGUUUUUUCGUGCUGUAACUCGUAUUAAUGUGGAAGUAAAAACUCGCUGCCACCAGACCUCGUACGCUACAGUGAUCUGUCACGUCACAUUUAAGAGCGUCAAAACGCCAUUUAUUGUUUGAAUUUCGUGAUAAAAUUGAAAGAAUUUGAAAACUGAGGGUUUGUUUCUUAUCAAAAGUAACAAAACACAAAGCUCCUUGCGAUUAUUUGAUGGGAGGCACGAUACAAAUAAUGUUUGGUGUAGAGAAAAACAGCAGACCUGGCAACCCUGGCUUGAACUCCGGGUGAUUCAUAGGGUCAAAAUAGAGGGGUCGCUAUUUUUUUUUAACGGUUGUUGUCUGCUAACUUGCCCUGAAUUUAACCCAAGAGACAUUUUCUUCACACACAGUGUAUGUGCUGCAGUUUGACACAUUUUUCCACUCCCUUUUGAUUGACAGGAUUUAAUCGGCCCUGAUCAUCGGCUGUUUUUAAACAAUUGGCCGAUAUCGAAAAUAAUUGCUUUUAUCAGACGAUUUAUAUACACAUAUAAUUAGAAUGAAAUACACUCAAAAAUGGCCAAAAAAUACAUUUAAGUAACUAAAUCUUAUUGAAAAUAUCUAUUUGGCCAUUUUUGUACCUAUAUUUUGAAAUAUUGUGAUAAAUAUUGUGAUGUUCCUGUCGGCUGUUAUUUGUGCUUUUCUGUGUGUGUUUGUGUGUUAUAUUAAAUAUAUAAAUAUAGGCAUCCACAGCCUUUUACCUUACACAACAAUUGUAUCCUAAAACCUUUUCUGGACCACCAGAGAGAUAGACUAACAGAAAGAAGGUCAAAAGAACCAGUAUGGACCUGCAUCUGUUGGGGUGAGGUGUGACAAAUUUCUGCAGUCUGCUUGUGAAAAGGCAGAAUGUCUUCAGUGGUGUGGAUAUCAAGACAUGGUCAUUUGCCAUUUGGUUGCCAUGUUACCUGUCUCACAUUACACACCUUCCAGUCUCACACACACACACAUAACCACAUGCUCCUCACAGUUCACAACGACCUUUUGUCUGGAGGACACAGACAUUUAGGAUUGGAUGUUAGCUUGACAGGCACGUGUGCGUUUAUGACUCCUAUUCUUUAAGGUUUUAGUUUUAGUCUUUCUGAGGUGAGGGAAAGUUAUUUGUGUGUUUCUCAGUUCAUCAGGUGACAACUUGUUGGCGUCUAUAGUGCUUGAAUCAGCUUUUAGCUAGUUUACUGAGGUCAGCUGAGUAAGUCUGACUAGGAAAGUUAGACUGAUUCAGAGCUAAAUAUUGCUUCACUCAUAUACAUUAACUAAAAAGUCACUUUAUUGAUCAUUUAAGUCAGUUUGUGCAUUGCGCACACAGUUUGUGUUUAUUAUAGGUGGAAUUACUGUCGAUUUUUUGAGGAUGAGGUGUGUGUUGGCCGCACUCUGUGGGAUUCUACUUCUAACGCAGGUUAUUAUAACCAAUUCACAAGAAUCAGAUGAUUCAGCCAUUGGGGACUGUUCUCAGUUUGACUCGUGUGAUGGCUGCAUCAGCGGAGACCCGGCCCUCAACCUGACACGAUGCGUCUGGCAAAGCUGUAAUGACGGAAAUGACACGAGAUGCAUGUCUGACAUUGAAGACUCUGGAGGCUGCUCUGUCUACAAUGUGACCGGCAUGUGCCAAACAGAUGGCGGAUCUGCUGAUGGUGGUGGCAAAGAUAACACGAGCCCCGAGUUCUCUCAAGCAUCAUUUGAUCUGUCCAGCUUCAUUGGGGGAAUCAUCCUGGUGUUGGUGUUGCAAGCUGGGGCUUUUUUUGCCAUGCGGUUCCUCAAAACAAAAGACAGCACCUAUGAAACUAUUGAUCAACCUCAGUGAGAAAAGAGGUCGUGAAUGGGAGAGAAAAUUACAAAACAAAACAUAAAGAGAAGCAGAUAUUCAAAGGAAUAGAUGUUGCAUGGGCGAGAAGUCUAUAGACACUGUUUUCUCUUUUGAGGGUCCUAAAAUGUUAUUAUUUGCCUUUAAACUGCUUUGGUUAAAUUAUCACCAGUUCUUGAAUGACAAAAACUAUAUUUGUGUGUGUAUAAGAGAGAUAUGUGAAAAGAAAACAAUAUAGAAGUGAUAUGAGAAAUAUAUUAGAGGAUUAUUCACAUUUGAAUGUGGGUUUAUGAUGGUGUGUUCUUAUCUGUUUAAGUUGAUUUAAAUCUCUCUGGUUUGUUAUAUUGCUCUAAAAGAACUAUUCUGUUUCAUAUUUUGAUUAAUUGCAUGCCCUUGUAUUUUCUUUUUAUUAAAUGUUAUGUUUUGUAGGUAGUCACCUGGACUCAUGUAGCACUGAGUUUGUUAUUCCUUUAUGAAUAAUGAAGCAAUAAAGUAAUUAGACCCUGGGGUGUUAUACAGCAUUAAUCCUGUAGGUGUCAGUAGAAUUCAAUAUCAUUAAGGAUAAUAAUGAGCCAGGAUGCAUUAUUAAUAAAACACUUACAGUAAGAACAUAUGUUGUGCUUUUGACAGUAUCAGCUAUUUUCUCUUUAAUACACUUUCACCAUAAAUUUCACCAGCCUACCUCAAUUUUACAACCCCC